Esox lucius (northern pike) is the source of this 2067-nucleotide messenger RNA. Its product is annotated as zinc finger protein 184-like. Bases 23 to 1714 code for a protein of 563 amino acids. The record is from RefSeq and is a predicted model, not a curated record. Lineage: Eukaryota; Metazoa; Chordata; Actinopteri; Esociformes; Esocidae. Gene Ontology annotation, biological process: regulation of transcription by RNA polymerase II. Gene Ontology annotation, molecular function: RNA polymerase II cis-regulatory region sequence-specific DNA binding; DNA-binding transcription factor activity. The transcript is spliced from 5 exons.
GUGUUCUUUCAGGCUGCUAGUUAUGGAGCGUAAUGCAGGCUUUGUGAAUCUUUUCCAAGCGCGGGUAAAGGGUGUUUUGGAUAUUCUACUGGACGUUGCCGUGUUGGAGAUAACACAUAUUUUCCGAGGGACUUUGAGUAACGUUAUUAUCCAGGAAGUUGGAGCGUCACGUGUUUCUCAAAACGAUGGAGACCAAUGUAACUUACAAGAGGUGCUGACAUGCAGGCUGAAGAAUUCUUUGGAGAAGGCAAUAUGGACACACGGAAAAACUGCAGAAACAACCACCCACAGGUCUGUUGCUGCUGCAGUGCCAGUGGGCGAGAUUGGUGGAGACCUGGAUGUUCCUCUUAAAGAUGAGACAUGUGACAUGAACUGGAACGUAGUUGAGAUUGGUAUCUCAGAGGAAAUCGUUGACCGUCUCCAGGACGGCAUGCCACAUAAUGAAGAACACCGAGUUUUACUCUUCACUGGAACCACCUGUGAACCCUCAACACCCUCAGGGUUCCGGGAACCACACUGCACACAGAGUGAAUUCACUGGAACCACCUGUGAACCCUCAACACCCUCAGGGUUCCGGGAACCACACUGCACACAGAGUGAAUUCACUGGAACCACCUCUGUGUCACCGUGUUCAGAUGACAUCUCACCUCUAACCUCAGCUUCAGAACAACUGACUGAAAAAGGGUUGCGGGCUGCUACCACCUCUAACCCCCAUCCAGUGCAUAUAAAACAAGAGGAAAUUGAACAAUUGCAGUGUAGCUCAGUCAGACUGUUAGAUGGACAGCUAGAAAAACUACAACCAGUAAGCCUAGUGGAGAAAAUUGAAACUACUUCUGUUGCUGUGAGCAUUCCAGUGGAUAUGGCAGAACAGCCCAGAAAUCCUGUGCAUCACCCAGAAGCACUCACUGUAUGUAACAAUCCCAGCACUGCUAUGGAGGAGGAACCCAGAAACCCAGAAACACUGGAGCUCAAGGAGAUGGGGAAGCUGCACAGGGUUGCUACAGGACCAAGCGCUUUACAAAAUAUUGUCAAUUUGAUUACAACGCCACAACCAAACAUGCCCAGUCUCACCCAACAGAACCACGUACACAUGCCGACACGAUCAAGCACGUUACAGGAGCCCGUUAUCACUCAAGAAAACCAUGUACACACAGCAUCACAAACUAGCAUUUUAUCAAACCCACCACCAGACAAGAAGCAGCGUGACUUUCUGUUGGGAGGCCUCUCCUUCCCCAACACAAAUGUGCACUUCCAUGAAUUGCAGAAGCUUCUGAAACCCUGUUCAGUAAGGCUGGAGAAUGUGCAGCGCAUAGGGAAGGUUGUGGGAAAUGGCUGCCAGGGACUGCGCAUCUGCUGGGACUGCGGCAAGAUCUUCUACCGGAAGCGGAAGCUGCGGCAUCACCAGCGUUUAAUCCACACCGGCGAGAAACCGUACUGCUGCUCCCAGUGUGAUCGGACAUUCUCACUUCGGACGAACCUGACAAAGCACCAGAGGAUCCAUUCAGGGGAGAAACCAUACGGCUGCAAGCUCUGUGGAAAGCACUUCCGCGUCAACGGGAAGCUGAAGGUUCACAUGAGGUUUCACACAGGGGAGAAGCCCUUUGGCUGCACACUGUGUGGGAAAAGAUACAGGUCGAUGAAGAAUUUCAAAAUCCACAUGACCACUACACACCCACACGCCAACCUGCCCCCUGCCCAACGUCUUAAGAAUUAGGCCAAAACCAGGGUCCGAACUGGAACUCUGUUCUGUAUGUAGAUGUGCUAUGUUAGACUAUGUAGGGCAAAGAAUUUGCCAAGAUGUGACAACCCCCCCAUAUAGACAUGAUGUACUUCAGAUGAAGGGCCACACCAGGGCUCUUCAAUGUGACCAUUUCACUUGCAUAUGUGCCAAUUUUCCAGCUUUGUUGCGGUGCUAACCAAUUUAGGAUUACCUAUUUGUAUUCUCGUUUUAAAACCAUAUUCUUCAUUCUGUUCCUAUAAUUUUUUUGUGUGUGCAGUUUUCUUUUUAGAGCCCUGCAUUCAACCAUGAAUGAAAGACUGAAGACUAGAAAAUGCGGGAUAGAAUAC